Messenger RNA from Pieris macdunnoughi, 501 nucleotides. The record is from the annotation of a GenBank genome assembly. Lineage: Eukaryota; Metazoa; Arthropoda; Insecta; Lepidoptera; Pieridae.
AUGCUCCGUUCUCUAAGUUUUUUUAGUAAGAAUACAAAAGAGUUAGGAAUAUUUUCACAAUAUUGUAUUCAGAAAUGUAGCCUUUAUUUAUCGUCAGCUCUAAGGCACGGUGAAUAUGAGUGGCAAGAUCCUAAAUCAGAAGAUGAAGUCGUAAAUAUAGUAUAUGUAGACAAAGAUGGUAACAAAACUAAAGUAAGAGGAAAGAUUGGAGAUAAUGCAUUAUAUUUAGCACAUAGGUAUGGAAUAGAAAUGGAAGGUGCUUGUGAAGCAUCACUAGCUUGUACAACAUGCCAUGUAUAUGUCAAUCAAGAUUAUGUUGAUAAACUGCCGCAAUCUGAAGAAAAGGAGGAUGAUCUAUUAGAUAUGGCCCCAUUUUUAAAAGAAAAUUCUAGAUUAGGAUGUCAAAUAACAUUAACUAAAGACUUAGAAGGAAUGGAACUAAAAUUACCUAAAGCAACAAGAAACUUUUAUGUUGAUGGUCACAAACCUACACCACAUUAA